Nymphaea colorata (pocket water lily) is the source of this 1360-nucleotide messenger RNA. RefSeq lists its product as uncharacterized. The coding region runs from base 158 to 1126 and encodes 322 amino acids. The record is from RefSeq and is a predicted model, not a curated record. Lineage: Eukaryota; Viridiplantae; Streptophyta; Magnoliopsida; Nymphaeales; Nymphaeaceae. The transcript has a single exon.
UCAAUCCUCACCCUCUCCCCUUCCCCCUUUAUUCACGCAAGAUUUCACCCCCCCAAUCUCUCUCUCUCUCUUUCUAGAUUCUUGGGGCUACCAACAAGAUAAAUACUGCAGAACAAUCAUCACCACUGUCUUGGAUGUUGAAUCAGGGGUUGCAGGCAUGGAGGAAGAGCCCAAGAAGGCCUUCAUGGAGGCCCAACUCCUCACCGACUUCCGAGCCUUCGUCUCCCUCGUCUGCAACAACCCCCUCUACUCCGCCUACCUCCUCUUCUUCACUCCUUGCUUCCUCAGACUCCUCCUCUUCCUCUGCCCGCUCCUCCUCUCCACCACCCUCCUCCUCCUAGUGCUCCUCACCGUCUCCCCACAGCUGGAGAACGCCAAAUUCCGGCAAGAUAUCCCGGCGAGAGUGGAGACUCCAGCGUGCCCGACCGGCCGCUGCUUCUUGGUAGGCGCCAUCGUGAGGCUGGCCGAGUUGUUCAAGGAGCAGAUGGGAGGAGAAGUGGAGGUGUCCUUCUGGGAUGUGCUGGACAUCUGGAGCAACAACGCGUUUGAGUACAAUCCGGAAGCUUACGCUGACAGGGGAGAGGAGGCGAAGGGGUCGAGCCUUGUUGGGACCAAGUCCAUGAAGAAAGUGAGGGAGUGGAAGAGGACUCUCGCCUGCAAACUCUACGAGGAGAAGCAGAACAAGUGGAGGGAGACGCUGGGGGGGAAGCUCAUUGUGGAUGAUGGGUUUGUUGGGUUAGGGGAGGAGUUCAAUGGGGAGGGGAUGGACCUCCUCUGGGAGGUCUAUGAAGAGAGUGGGAAGGGCAAAGUCAAGGCCUUGGAGAGGGAGGUCAGCCAUGGACGCAUCAGCAGAGAGGAUUCCAAGAGGAGCGUUGCGUCUGAUUACAGCUUUGGGAGGAUAAGCAGCAGGAGGUCUUCUUGCGGUGGGGAUCACGAGAGGGAGGAGGAGGAGGAGGAUGAACCAGAGACCCCAUUCUGCUGCCUCAGUGCCCUGAAAUUUUCCACCAGGAAGAUGUCCCUCGGAAUGAGCAAGCCCAAUCUGGUCAAGUUUUCUAAGACCCUCAAGGGUUUUGGCCUCUUCAAAAAUGUACAUAAAACUAAAAGUAGUAAAAAAUCGAAUUCAUGAGAGAUCAUAGUUUUCUUCCUAAUCCUACUGAAUUCCACACAUUGUAUAUUUUUUUGGGUUCCUCUUUAUUGUUUCCAUCUGUUGUUGCGGAAAGACGGAAAAUCAGAAGAGGACCUCCUUUCUCUCUGUUUCCUGCGCUUUAGCUUGAGGUAGCUGUCUUUGUACCUCUUAGAAACUUUUUGUACAACGGAAGUUCAUCACAAGAUUUUGCAGAAUCCAAGGAUUUGAAAGAAA